This is a messenger RNA of Sphenostylis stenocarpa, 1695 nucleotides long. The record is from the annotation of a GenBank genome assembly. NCBI's taxonomy places the organism in Eukaryota, Viridiplantae, Streptophyta, Magnoliopsida, Fabales, Fabaceae.
AUGUUUUCUUCUGCAAUUUCUCUGAAGCCCUUCCUUCAGUCCCUCGUUAUUGAUCGUUGUACUCUGAGCUCAACUGCUGCAACCAGGUGGGAGUGUUUGGGGUUUAACAAGCCAGAAUAUUUCAGUACCAAGAGAGUGUUGCGUGCUGGGGGGUUCAAGCUGAGUUGCUUGGUUGAUAACAGAGAAAUGGAUGUGGAAUCACCAUCAUCAUCAUCAUCUUUUGUGGACGAUGCUGCCGUGAGCUUAGAAGAGGAUUUAGGGGAGCCAAGUAUUUCUACAAUAGUGAUGAAUUUCGAGAAUAAGUUUGAUCCUUUUGGAGCAAUUAGUCCCCCACUUUACCAAACGGCUACUUUUAAGCAGCCCUCUGCAGUAGAAAACGGUCCCUAUGACUAUACCAGAAGUGGAAAUCCGACGCGGGAUGCUUUAGAAAGUUUACUGGCAGAACUUGAUAAAGCAGAUAGAGCCUUGUGCUUCACCAGCGGAAUGGCUGCUUUGAGUGCUGUUGUUCAUCUUGUUGGAACUGGUGAGGAAAUUGUUGCUGGAGAUGAUGUAUAUGGGGGCUCAGAUAGGUUGCUGUCUCAAGUAGUUCCAAGGACUGGAGUUGUGGUGAAACGGGUAAAUACAAGUGAUCUGGAUGAGGUUGCAUUUGCCAUUGGACCUGCGACGAAGCUUGUGUGGCUGGAGAGUCCAACCAAUCCCCGGCUACAAAUUUCUGAUAUUCGAAAAAUAUCAGAGAUGGCUCAUUCACAUGGUGCUCUUGUGUUAGUGGACAAUAGUAUAAUGUCACCUGUGUUGUCCCGGCCAUUGGAACUUGGAGCAGAUAUUGUCAUGCACUCAGCUACAAAAUUUAUUAGUGGACAUAGUGACAUUAUGGCUGGUGUGCUUGCUGUGAAGGGUGAAGAGUUGGGAAAGGAAUUGUAUUUCUUGCAAAAUGCGGAGGGUUCAGGCUUAGCCCCAUUUGACUGUUGGCUUUGUUUGCGAGGAAUCAAGACAAUGGCCCUGAGAAUUGAAAAGCAACAGGAUAAUGCUCAAAAGAUUGCUGAGUUCCUUGCCUCCCAUGCUCGAGUGAAGAAAGUGAAUUAUGCUGGCUUGCCUGAUCAUCCCGGUCGUGAUUUACACUAUUCUCAGGCAAAGGGUGCAGGAUCUGUGCUUAGCUUCUUGACUGGUUCACUUGCACUUUCAAAGCAUAUCGUUGAAACUACCAAAUACUUCAGCAUAGCCGUCAGCUUUGGAAGUGUGAAGUCUCUUAUCAGCAUGCCAUGCUUUAUGUCACAUGCAAGCAUACCUGCUGAAGUUCGUGAGGCCAGGGGUUUAACUGAAGAUCUUGUACGUAUAUCUGUGGGGAUUGAGGACGAUACAGAGGUACGAGCCUAUAGAACAGAUCCUGUUCAAGUAAGGGGAGAAAGAGGAGGUUCAACUUUUGAGGCAUAUAUGCCCAAAGGAGGUCCAAACAUGGCCAAUGCGUAUCCCCUAGCUUUUCGUAGGAUAAAUGUUUCUCAUUACUCUUCUUUGUUUCUUUGGUGUGCUUCAGCCCACUUUACCUUUACCAUGUGCAUGUCACCAAAAUGUAUGACGAGGUUCAUCCUAAUGACUUUUGUUCUUUUUAUUGUUGCACUUAACAGGAAGUUCCCUCAACAGCAUGUCUUAGAACAGCAGAACACCUUAAACUGCUGUGCUCUUGAUAAUCUUGAGUAG